GCCUGUAGCACCACACCGUUUUCGAAACGAAGGACACUCCUUUUUCUCACCCGCCACACCCCCCAACGGCCACCAACGGUUUCAUGUUCUUUUCUAUCUCUUCCCAAUGGAUUCCAUCGUCCACGCAGCUCUCGAAGAGAUCUGCUCACAAGGCGUUAAUGGACUCACCCUUCCAAUCCUCUGGCCUAAACUUCAAUCUCCACUCUCCUCUCAGGGCCUCCAUCUAUGCCCCAACGUGAAAAAGGCGCUAUGGACCAACCUCCUCAACAUUCCGGGCCUUCAAUUUGGAUCCCAAGGCGCGUUUCGUACAACCAUCAAGACCCUUCAAUUCAGUCAAUCGAAGAGUCUGAGAAGCUGAAUUUGAAGAUUGUCGCCGCCGAGCAUCUUCGUAACAGCUUCGUCGGUAUUUACGAUAUCAAGGCCUCUGAUGCCAGUAUAUCUCAGCCCCAGCGUCGUGCGCUGGAACGCCUAGCUAUUGCUAGAACAAAUGGAAUUACCCAAAGUGAACUUGCUAAGGAAUUUGGCAUGAAAGGGAACAACAUCUUUUAUGUACUGAGGAAUCUUGAAUGCCGCGGGCUGAUUGUGCGGCAGUCAACAAUUGUGAAGAAAAAAGAAGCCUGCAAUGAAAGGGAGCCAAAAAAUAGUUCAAUUGUGGCCACCAACAUGCUCCACUUGUACCGUUAUGCAAAGCACUUGGGUACUCAACAAAGGCUUGAAAUAACCAAAGAGGACAAAACAUUGGAAAAUGACAAUGCUGAAGGAAGUGCUGUGAGUGUUGAUGGUGUUGCUGAAGAAUGUAUCAAAGAGGAUGUGCACGUAAAAGAUUAUCUACCGGCUUUGAAAGCUAUCUGUGAUAAACUUGAAAAAGCUGAUGGCAAGAUAUUAAGCGAGACCUUGGUUAUAAAGGAACUUCUGGGCAUAGAGCCUGGAGAAAUGUUGAAAGAUGCUCGUGUGGUUGAGGAGUUUUAUGCGAAGGUGAACAAAAGGGAGGUCAGCUGUUUGCGACUGCUAAAGGAGUUUUCUCCAAAAAGCUUUGAGCCAAAAACUCCGGGAUGCGGAUAUGAUGAUCUUGAUACAGAACAACUUGCGAAAAUGGGAAAGAGAGGGCAAAUCACUGAACAACUUGUAGAACUUCCAAUCGAAUAUCAAAUUUAUGAUAUGAUUGAUGCUGAAGGAUCAAAAGGGUUGACAAUUACCGAGGUAUGCAAGAGACUCAGGAUAAACAAUAAGCGGUACUAUACUCGGCUUCUUAACAUGUUCUCUAGGUUUGGCAUGCAUCUACAGGCAGAAAGUCUUAAUAGAGGCGUGGCCUAUCGAGUUUGGACAUCGAACAAUUUCAAUCCUGAUGCACCUAAUGUUCUUCUGGAUAAAACAGAACCUGUCUUUAAUGAUAAAGGUGUAGGUAAUUCACCUACUGGAGAUCCAGAAGUUCAAGAGAUGCCAACUCAAUCCAUUGAAGAGGUAGAUUAUUCAACUCCCAAAGGUGAGACUAGAGUGUCCGGAGAUAAUGUAAACAUAGAAAUUGAGGCAGAAAUUACUCACGGCCAUGGUUCACCAUUAGUUGGUGAUGGUAACAAUAUGCUACUUUGCCCAAGGAGUCCAGAGACUUUUGCCAAUGAACUUGGUGAUAUAGUUCCAGACACAGAACUUCAGACGGUGAAUACAACAACUGUAUCAGAUAUUGUUCCAUCAGAAACAUCGCCCCCUUCUUUAUUAACACCACGGAGACGCCGAUCAUAUCAGAGGUAUCCAUGUCUUACUCUAGGUGCAGCUAGCGCACUGAGGGAGCAGCGGAUACUUGAAAUGUUGCAGGGGGAGAAGUUCAUUAUAAAAGCUGAGCUACAUAGGCAUCUUGAGAGUCUUGAGAAGGAGAAGCACACAAUGAUGGAUAGAAAGACCCUAGACCGUAGUUUGAAUAAGCUUCAGCAAGAAGGACAUUGUAAAUGCAUUCGUGUUAGUGUCCCUGUUGUUACAAACUGUGGUCGCAGCCGUACCAUGGACGUGGUUCUGCACCCAUCAGUCAAUAAUGUGUCCCCUGAAUUGCUGGGUCAAAUUCACGAAAGAUUGCGGUCUUUUGAGAUGCAAGUCCGCGGCCAAGGCUUUUCUCGAUUGAAAAAGAGUCAAUCAAUUCCUGUAUUGCAUGGUGUCCAAAGAAUUUCUAGAAGUGUAAAACUAGAUGUCCAAUCUGAGAGGUCAGAAGCCAUGCGAGUUAAUGGAUUUGUAUUUGCAAAAAUGGUUCGUACAAAGCUGCUGCACAUCUUUCUGUGGGGUUGGCUCUGUAGUUUACCUGGUUGGGAUGAUGCUUUAUCAUCAGGUGAACAUGGGGAUGACCUCAAGAAUCCCCACAGAACUUGCAAAUUGUUUGACCUAGAUUUAGCCAUUAAAGCCAUGCCACUUGAGCUGUUCUUACAGGUUGUGGGGUCCACUCAAAACUUUGACGAUAUGAUUGAGAAAUGUAGGACAGGUUUGUGCCUUUCUAAUCUUCCGUUGCAGGAGUUUAAGCAUAUCUUAGAUACCCAAGCAACGGGACGGCUCUCAUAUCUUAUUGACAUUCUACGUCGUUUGAAGUUAAUUCGCCUAGUGAGUAGUGGAGAUUCAGAAGAUGCAGUCAAAGUCCAGCAUGCCACUCUUACACAUGCACUAGAACUUAAACCUUACAUUGAAGAACCUGUCACAGUAGUUGACCAAUCUUCAGAUUUUAUUUCUCUUGAUCUUCGCCCACAAAUUAGACAUGAUUUUGUUCUUUCAAGCAGAAACGCUGUCCAUGAGUACUGGAACACUUUAGAGUACUGUUACGCUGCUGCUAAUUCGAGAGCUGCUUUACAUUCAUUCCCUGGAUCUGCAGUUCAUGAGGUGUUUCUUUUUCGAUCAUGGGCCUCAGUCCGGGUUAUGACAGCAGAUCAGCGCGCUGAGCUCCUAAAAUGUAUAGUGAAUGAUGGCCCAAACAAAAAGCUUUCAUUCAAAGAGUGUGAGAAAAUUGCAAAGGAUCUUAAUUUGACACUAGAGCAGGUGCUUCGUGUCUAUUAUGAUAAGCGACAAAAGCGUCUUACUAGACUGCAGGGUGUUUUUAAUGCAAAAGGGAAAGGGUUUGAUCGACAGGAGAGAACACAUGCUUUGUCUUCGCUAAAAAGAAAAAGAUCUUCUGAAGGAAAGUCAUUAAAACAUGUAAACAGUGACACUGUAGACGGACAAUCGGGAGAGCGGAGGCAUUCCAAAUUCUCUGAUACUGAUGGCCAAGUUGCAGAAGAACAAAAUUUUUUCACAUCUUCAGUAGGGAAUGAAGAUAAUUUAAAGAGACAUCAGGUUGAUGAUCAUAAGGAAUUAGAAGAGCCAGGAUCAGAUGAAGAAGAUGAAGGGGAUCAUUCUUUUAUUCGUAAGUGUGCCUUAUCAAGGCUGAAGCCAAUGCAUCAAAGAAAGUUUUCUUGGACAGAAAAAGCAGAUAGGCAGUUGGUGAUCGAAUACGUAAGACACCGUGCUGCUCUUGGAGCAAACUUUCACCGCGCAGAUUGGGCUUCACUUUCAAAUCUUCCGGCACCUCCUGAUAGCUGUAAAAGAAGAAUGUCAUUAUUGAACAGGGAUGUUCGUUUCAGAAAAACUGUAAUGAGACUCUGUAACAUGCUUAGUGAACGAUAUGCCAAUUACCUUGAUAAAUACCAGAUUAAAAAAUUAAAGCAUGGUGAUUGCCGAGUUAUGCUUCGGGAUUGUUUCACGGGAGAAGAUUUUAACAAGAACUCUGAAUGUCUUGAACAAAAUCAAGAGUUUGAUUCUGAAGAACGGUGGGAUGAUUUUGACAGCAAAAAUUUAAAGGUAGCCCUCGAUGAGGUUCUGCGAUACAAACGCAUAGCUAAACUGGAUACCUUGGAAGGAGUUCGAUCUGUAUCUGAGGAGCAGUCAGAUCUGAAUAGGAUUGCUGAAAUACAUGAACCCAAGGAAAGAACAUCAGUUUCAUCAACUGCUCCCACUUUUGAUGUUCAAAUUUGUGGUGGAAGAAGUAAAUUGUCUGGUCGAAGAUCAAGCUGGCGUCGGCUUCCUCGAAAGUAUAUCAAGGUUUUGAAUGAAGGUACUGGCGCUAGUGAACGAGCACAUGUAUCUUUGGCAGUUUCCAAUGCUGCAGAGCUAUUUAAGCUUAUCUUCCUGAGCAACUCAACAGCUCCAGAAUAUAUCAAGGUUUUGAAUGAAGGUACUGGCGCUAGUGAACAAGCACAUGUAUCUUUGGCAGUUUCCAAUGCUGCGGAGCUAUUUAAGCUUAUCUUCCUGAGCAACUCAACAGCUCCAGAAGUGCCAAAUUUGCUUGCUGAAACUCUACGGCGAUAUUCUGAGCAUGAUCUUUUUGCUGCCUUUAACUACCUUAGAGACAAAAAAAUCAUGGUUGGGGGCAGUGGCAGUAGUCCUUUUGUACUUUCUCAACACUUUCUGCAACGCAUUUCUUCAUCUACAUUUCCAUCUAAUACGGGAAAAAGAGCUACUCAAUUUGCUAGCUGGCUCUAUGAAAGAGAAAAAGAUUUGAUGGAAGAGGGGAUUGAUCUUACUGCAGAUCUGCAGUGUGGUGAUGUUCUCCAUAUGUGUGCUCUAAUUUCUUCAGGAGAACUGGUAAUUACACCAUAUUUGCCAGAUGACGGUAUUGGAGAGGCUGAGGACUCAAGAACUUUGAAACGUAAAUCUGAUAACUUGGAGGUUCACAUUGGUGAUAAGGCUAAGAGAUUGAAACCUUUAUUGGCCGGAGAAGGUGAGAUUACUUCUCGCCGAGAAAAAGGUUUUCCUGGUAUUAGGGUAUCUUUAAGUCGUGCAACAAUUUCUAGAGCCAAUGCUUUGGAAUUUUUUAAAGAUGGGAAUAUCCAUUUUGCUGAUUUCCGUUUUGGUGAAAAUGAUCAAGUCGGUGCUACUUCGGGGGUAAACAUUGGCACCAAUUCAUCUUCUUCUGACUAUAUGGAGGAAAUCCUUGAUUCUGGGAACACCAUCCCUACAAAACUUGCUCCCAGUGAGUCAUUAUGGGAAGCUAUGACUUGCUAUGCUGAACAUCUCGUGUCCUUACCUUCUGAUGAAGAACGAGGGAGUCCUUUCUAUCCUGAGAUUUUUAAGACUGUCUAUUCAGCCAUUCAAAAGGCUGGUGACCAGGGGUUAAACAUGGUAGAAAUUUCUCAGGUCUUGAGCAUGCAAGGGAAAAAGGUGUCUGAAGUUAUUGUUGAGGUGCUUGAAGCAUUUGGGCGCGCUUUAAAGGUUUUGUUAUUGAUUAUAUAG
Ilex paraguariensis (yerba mate) is the source of this 5238-nucleotide messenger RNA. The record is from the annotation of a GenBank genome assembly. NCBI's taxonomy places the organism in Eukaryota, Viridiplantae, Streptophyta, Magnoliopsida, Aquifoliales, Aquifoliaceae.